CGGACCAAACCCCAAACACUGAUACGAUAGGCGGUACAGUGGACAUCCACUGUGGGUACGAGCGCCAGGCUGCCGUGCGUCCCUUCUUUUGGAAUUGAGUUUUUAAAAAAAAAAAAAAUCAAGCGUGGUUGUAAGUAUUUGCCAGGAAUCAUUUACGGCAUUAAAACUCUUUUUUUUUCUUCCUUGGAAAGAAAAGAGGGGAUUACGCGCUGCUUAAGAAACUCUCAUCACUUUGCUGGCGUCUGGUGUGCGUGCGCCCGUCGGCUCCACACCUCUGCGCCUGGCACCGCAACAGUCCAAAGUCCUUCAGUCAGUUUGGUGGGACGCGGACUGGACUGACACACGGAUAAUUUCAACCAGUGAUAUUUUUGGAAUAUAGCCUAAUGAACAAAUGAUCCAGAUAUAACCUCAGAAGGAAUCUAUCAAAUACACUUCCAACAAAAUUAUUUUUUUUAUAUGUGGACGGUGGAAAAAAGUUAUAAGAAGCAGUCAUAAGAUGAUUGUGUCAAGAAAAGAUCUCUGAAUAACAUUUGUCACACAGUCAUGGCAUUCAGGAAGACAUUCAUACUGAGUGUUGGGGGGCUUAGAGGAAAGAACAUUUUUCUUUGAAGAAACUCUAAAUUAUACUUCAUCCAACAAAACAAACAAUACAUCUUCUCAGUCCUCAAUGAGCUGAGUUUGGCACCAGCCAUCAGCAUACUUUUAAUAAGCUCUGCUUUGAAAACAACGAACUCACUGCCAGUCAUGGUUUCUGUUUGAUGCUGAAAAUUGAAGUGAACUGGAGGACAACAGCAGAAGUAAAAGGAGGUAUUUGAAACCCUUGUUGGACACCGUUAUCUUUUCUCUUGGAACAUCUAAUCCAGCUGUUUGCUGUUCUCAUCAGCUCUGGCUAUCUGCCAUUUUGCAUUAUUUCCUGUUCUUGGCUGUGUAAUAUACCUCUUAACCCCCACUCACCCCACUACCCUUAAGCACUUUUUUAUUCCAUACUGGUUCUCUGAGAGGCUUCAUCCUGGCCGGCACUAUUCCAGCUAAGGGGGAAGAGGACUUCCUGACGCUGGCCGCCUCACGGCUCAGCCGCAGGAAACGUGUCAUUGGAGCUGCAGUAGGUGUGGCCAUGGUUCUCAUACUGUUGGUCGCCAUUCCUCUGCUGGUCCACACAACCAAAGGGGGGAACACUGGAAAUGCAGGAAGCCAUUAUGAAAUGCUUGGAAGCUGCAGGAUGGUAUGCGACCCUUACUCCACCUCUCAACCAGGCCAGGAGCUGACACCCGUGUCCCCAACACCCCAGGAUUACUCUGGAAAGAAGAAGUCUGGCCUCCGGGGGCCUCCUGGGAUUCCUGGCCCACCAGGAGCACGUGGACCUCCAGGAGAGCCAGGCAAGCCAGGGCCGCAGGGGCCUCCAGGUCCAGGUCCUGGUGGCUACUCCCCUUCUCUCUACACUCCUAAAAUUGCCUUUUAUGCAGGGCUACGCAAACAGCAUGAGGGGAAUGAGAUACUAAAAUUUGACGAUGUGGUGACCAAUGUGGGUAACUACUAUGAGCCCAGCACCGGGAAGUUCACCUGCCCUCUGCCUGGCAUCUACUUCUUCACGUACCACGUCCUAAUGCGAGGUGGUGAUGGGACCAGCAUGUGGGCAGACCUGAAGAAGAACGGACUGGUAAGAGCCAGCGCCAUCGCUCAGGAUGCUGAUCAGAAUUACGACUAUGCCUCCAACAGUGUGAUCCUGCAUUUAGACGUGGGCGAUGAGGUUUGUGUGCAGCUGGACGGAGGGAAGGUCCACGGAGGGAACACAAACAAGUACAGCACCUUCUCCGGUUUCCUCAUCUAUCCAGAUUGAACCUAAUCCUUUCUCACGCAGAAUGGAGUGAUUAGAUACACACUGACAUCAUACAUAUUCACACUUACACAGACAGCUAUGCACACACUAUUCAGACCCACACACAUAUGCAUGCAAGAAAACACACAAACACACACACUCAAACAACACACAUCCUAGAAUACAACAGACUACAAAACAGUGAAUACAGUAAAAAUCAGAGAUAAGUGGAAUUAAGAGGAAAUGUAUGAUACUGAGCCAACGAUCAGCUGCAUUUACUGGCGCCUUUUGUGUGCAAAAUGAAUUACUGAAUAUGUACAGUAUAGGUGCACAUAACGACUGCACAUUGUGGCUCUAAAAUAUCUAAGAUAUUUUAAUGUGUUCCAUAUUUACUGACAUUGUGAGAACAAGAAUAUAAUAAACACCAUCAGUCUGAUUGUUUUUAAUGCAAUAAUGGUGUUAAAAGUGCCAUAAAUCAAGAUGACUAAGCUGAGACAAAGGCACCCUUACUGUAUGCCAAACAGCAUUUACUUUAACAUGACCUCUAGUCUUUCCAGUAACCUCUGAUUAAACAAUCUACUACUUUUGCAAACAUUUUUUUGUGAAAUAUUUGCUUCCCUAUGCUUUAAAGUGAAUUACCCCAGCUGACAUGAAUAAAAUCCCUGUUGUGAUUCACCUUGCAGUGGGAAAGUACUGAUUAAAAUGAGGCCAGUUGAGUAAACUCCGAUGUUUGACCCAUCUUUACUGUUCCCAUCAUGACAUGGGACGUUCUACAGAUGGUACUUGUGUGUGAGGAAGUUUUAACUGCCAAGUGCUUUUUUGAUUCUGUGUGUAUAAAUACUGUAUGAUACUGAGGCAGUGUGGAUGUGACAGCUGCGGUGUUUUACUUCAAUUCAAUGUUGUACAAAACGUUACAGCCAUGUUAAUGGAACUACACUGCCAUACCUACAUAGUCCUUUAUUUUUGAGAAACCAUGUCAAGUAUCAUCAUAUGUAUAAACAGUAAUCUUGGGAUGGGAUAUCUGGUAUGUUAAAUAGGCUGAGUAGAUAAUUACUAUUAAAAUAUCUACAUUACUGCUGUCUUUUUUUGUGUUCUUACGUGGUGUUCUGGUGUGUUGACAGUCAGGACUGAAUAAAGGCAUGUACAUUUAAGAGACAUAAACACA
Sphaeramia orbicularis (orbiculate cardinalfish) is the source of this 2981-nucleotide messenger RNA. It is a transcript of the gene c1ql4a, whose product is annotated as complement component 1, q subcomponent-like 4. Lineage: Eukaryota; Metazoa; Chordata; Actinopteri; Kurtiformes; Apogonidae. Gene Ontology annotation, molecular function: protein binding. Bases 1115 to 1837 code for a protein of 240 amino acids. The transcript has 4 exons. The record is from RefSeq and is a predicted model, not a curated record.